This is a messenger RNA of Pseudozyma flocculosa PF-1, 1005 nucleotides long. RefSeq lists its product as uncharacterized. The record is from RefSeq and is a predicted model, not a curated record. NCBI's taxonomy places the organism in Eukaryota, Fungi, Basidiomycota, Ustilaginomycetes, Ustilaginales, Ustilaginaceae. The transcript is spliced from 2 exons. The coding region runs from base 1 to 1005 and encodes 334 amino acids.
AUGACGCCGCUUCCCGACGCAGCCAUGGUGGCAUCGCACCACCUCCAGGCGGGCCGGAACGCGUACCAGAGCAACAGCGUGCAGGCCAUCCAGACGCAGCAUCGCCUCGACAUUAUCGAAUCGUGGCUGCGACUCGGUCGCAAGGCCCACCGGGAAAGCAGCGACGAUCCUGAAGCCGGCAUCAAGGGCGACGGGUGGGAGAGGCUGCAGGGAAGAGUGAUGGAUCUCGGGUGCGGACAGGGCGAUCAGACGGGCGCUUUGGCCGCCGUGAUGGCCAGCCGACCGGAGCUCGAGUCCAGCACGGUCGUCGGCGUCGAUCCUGGUCUGCCUUCGUACGGCUCGCCGUUCACGUUGGAGCAGGCGCAAACCCACCUCGCGCGGAGCGAUCUGUUCGGCGACCGACUCGAGUUCCGUCUGCAGCAAGACGGCCCUUCUGCCAUGGCGGAACAGCGAUACGCGACGGUCGUCAUGGCACAUAGCAUCUGGUACCUCUCUGCUGUCUCGGAGCUGCGCGCCGUGUUCCGGACGGCGCGCGAGACGGGGGUGCAACACCUCCUCCUCGCCGAGUGGGCGCUCGCCAUCUCGGACCCAGCGAGCCUCCCACACCUCCUCGCAGCUCUCGUCCAGGCACAGGCGCCCCUGCCCGGCGGGAACAUCCAGAACGUGCUGAGCCCGCAGGACAUCAAGGCGCUCGCCGAGCAGGAGGGGUGGAAGGUCGAGGCCGAAGAGACCUGGCUGCCUGACCGCGCGCUCCAGGAUGGAUCGUGGGAGAUUCACCAGGCCUUUGAAGCUGCCGACCUGGUCGAGACGCACGCGCUGGCCCAGCACCACCCUUCGUCCUCUGACGCGGGCAACGUCCUUGAUCCCAGCGUCGACCGCCUGGCGCAUGCCGUCAGGGCCGCCCGCCACGCGCUGCGCCAAGCUAGCGACACAUGGGGCAAAGAGGCGAGAUCGAUGGACGUCUGGACGGCUGUGCUCGUCCCCGAUACCGAUCAUCAGCGCUAG